AGCGGCACCAAAUUCUUUCUAUUUUAUUUUUAUAGUUUUUCUUAUGAAAAAAUAAAUAUUAAUUCUAUUGUUAAGCCAAUGUGUGUGUCAAUUUGCCUCAUCUUAGAAAUUUUUUCUUGUGUUUGAUUAAUAAUGAAAUAAAAAAUUGAUUCUUGUUAGAAAAGGGUUUCCUUUCUUUCUUCCUCUUCAUCUUCAUUCUUCAUCCACCUUUUCCUUGUGCAGCAGCAGAAAAUUCUGUAAUUAGAAGGAAUCUUGUAUGAGUGUUUCUUUUCUGGAGAAUCUGGUGGAAAGGAAAGGAUUAUUGCUCUGUAAGGAGCUUUGAAGAACUUAUCAUAGGAUAUUGGCAAUGGGCACACAACUUGCCGGAUUUUGUGUUGAAGACGAAAACAUGGAAAUGCCUUCAAUUCCCCCUGGUUUUGAGUCGCUGGCGCCCUUCACGCUGAAAAGAGCCGACUCUAAUCAAGUUAAUGAUUACUUGGGGACAGCUAAUGCUUCUGAAGAACAAAGUGUUCAUUUGGAAUCGGAUUACGGAUUAAGUGACAGCUUGCAAAAAAGUAAGCCUCUUAGGCGUAGGCCGUGGGUAAAGUACCAGUUUGAUAGCAGUUCAGGGGAUGAAUCUGACUCUGAGCAGAAUAUGUUUUCGAAGAAUCGGCUGCCAAAAGGUGUAGUUCGCGGGUGUGAAACUUGCAAGAACUGCCAAAAGGUAACUGCCAAAUGGCGCCCAAGGGAAGCUCGAAAGCCCAAUCUUGAGGAAGCUCCAGUCUUUUAUCCUUCUGAAGAGGAGUUUGAAGAUACAUUGAAAUACAUUUCGAGCAUUCGUUCAAAAGCAGAAUUAUAUGGAAUCUGCCGCAUAGUUCCGCCUCCUUCUUGGAAGCCGCCUUGUCCUCUGAAGGAACACGAUGCAUGGGAUAAAUCAAAAUUUACUACUCGCGUUCAACGAAUUGACAAGCUUCAAAAUCGUCAUUCCAUGAGGAAAAUACUGCAAAUCAAUACCGAGAAGAGGAGGAAAAAGAAGAGGUGCCUGAAAAACAGAGGCGAUCAUGGUAAUGGAGUUCAGGAAAUGAAAACUGCCGGAGGAGUUGAGCUUUAUGAGGCUGAUAAAUUCGGGUUUGAACCCGGCCCGGAUUUCACCUUAGAGAUGUUUCAGAAGUAUGCUGACGAUUUCAAGAACCAGUACUUCAGGAAAAAUGACAGUGACGAGGUGUGGAAGCCUUCCAUAGAGGAAAUCGAGGGAGAGUAUUGGCGAAUGGUGGAGAAACCAACAGAAGAAAUCGAAGUGCUCUACGGAGCUGACCUGGAGACGGGAUCAUUUGGCAGUGGAUUCCCGAAAAAUUCACAUCAGGUUGCUUCUGCAGACGAUGCCAAGUAUGUUCAAUCAGGGUGGAACUUGAACAACUUCCCUAGACUUCCGGGCUCCGUUCUUUCAUUUGAAAGCAGUGAUAUAUCAGGUGUUCUUGUUCCUUGGCUUUAUGUUGGAAUGUGCUUUUCUUCAUUUUGUUGGCAUGUUGAGGAUCAUCACCUGUACUCCUUGAAUUUCAUGCAUUGGGGAGCUCCAAAAAUGUGGUACGGAAUUCCAGGAUCAGAUGCCUUAAAGCUUGAGGCGGCGAUGAGAAAACACCUUCCGGACCUCUUCGAAGAACAACCUGACUUGCUUCAUAAGCUGGUCACACAGAUUUCGCCAUCGAUUUUACAGUACGAGGGAGUACCUGUUUAUCGCUGCGUUCAAAAUCCCGGGGAGUUUGUCCUGACAUUCCCUCGAGCAUACCAUGCUGGAUUCAAUUGCGGCUUUAACUGCGCUGAGGCCGUCAAUGUUGCUCCCGUCGACUGGUUACCACACGGACAAAAUGCCAUCGAACUUUAUCGUGAGCAAGGCAGACAAACGUCGAUUUCCCAUGACAAACUCCUGCUCGGCGCUGCUAGAGAAGCCGUAAAAGCCAAUUGGGAAUAUAAUCUCUUGAGAAAGUACACCACAAAUAAUUUGAGAUGGAAGGAAGUCUGCGGAAAAGACGGGAUUCUAUCAAAGGCGCUCAAGAAUCGUGUCGAGCUGGAGCGAAUGCGACGGGAAAUGCUCUGCAAAUCGUCGCAGGCGCUGAAAAUGGAGAGCUCUUUCGACGCCAACAGCGAGCGGGAAUGCAGCGUGUGUCUUUUCGAUCUGCAUCUAUCGGCUGCCGGCUGUCAUCACUGUUCGCCGGAUAAGUACGCGUGCUUGAACCACGCAAGGCAGCUGUGUUCUUGCUCGUGGGGCGCCAAAUUUUUUCUUUUCCGCUACGAUAUCGGCGAGCUGAACAUAUUAGUCGAAGCUUUGGAGGGGAAGCUGAGCGCCGUGUACCGAUGGGCUAGGCUUGAUCUCGGGCUCGCUCUGAGUUCGUAUGUUUCGAAAGAGAAACAAGCUCCUGGGCCCGUCGUUAAGCCCGUGGGCUCGAAAGAAAUCGCUUUAGUGCCGGGAAAAGAUCGAGCAGAUGGAAAUUCGGGAAAGUAUAGUCAUUCUCAAAAUCAAAAGGCACCUGUGGUGGUGUUGGCUCUUGAAAAUGUGAAGAUGACGUCGAAUACGAGCUCGUGUUCGAUCAAAGUUGAUUCGUCAAAGGAUCGAACGCUGUCGUAUACGGAGUCUCCGGAGAAUUCAGCCUUGGUAAAAUUCGAGAGCAAAGAUGUCAUCCUACUGAGCGACGAUGAAGCUAAUGCGAGCAGCAAUUUAGUUUCUACGAAGAUUGUCGUCGACCCUUCCUCGGAGCUCGAAAGGCCCCCGAAUUCUGUGCGCGUAAAAGUUGAAGAUCUUUCCGAGUCCGGUGGUCCUUUCGGUAAAUUGGUUCCCGGCUGUGUCGACGUAAAUCUUGACGAGGUUAAGCUAAAAAUCGAAGACGGUAGUCGAGAGUUGGAUCUUGAAUCGAGAUCGAUGGACAACGUUCCAGCUGCUCCGACGUCGUCUAGCCAUCUGAAUAAUUUAGACAGGUACUACCGACAGAAGGGCCCUCGGAUCGCGAAAGUCGUCCGAAGAAUCAACUGCAACAUCGAAACGUUGGACUUCGGAGUUGUACACGGCGGCAAGUUAUGGUCCGACAGUCGAGCUAUAUACCCGAAGGGAUUCAGAAGCAGAGUUCGAUACAUCGAUGUCCUCGACCCAACAAACAUGUGCUAUUACGUUUCCGAGAUUCUUGAUGCUGGACGCGACGGCCCUUUAUUUAUGGUUUCCGUCGAGCACUGUCCUAGCGAAGUAUUUAUCCACACGUCGGCUACCCGAUGUUGGGAAAUGGUUCGGGAGAGAGUGAACAACGAAAUCGCAAAGCAACACAAAUUAGGGAAGGGGAAGCUCCCGCCGUUGCAGCCUCCCGGGAGUUUGGACGGCUUGGAAAUGUUCGGAUUUUCUUCGCCAGCAAUCGUUCAGGUGAUUCAGGCGAUGGAUCCGAAUCGAAUCUGCACAGAAUACUGGAAGCCGCGGCCGCUAAUGAAAAUUCCCGAACAGCCUAAAGCUGCGCAUGUAAAUUUGAAAUGCGAUGCGGCAAGCGAUCAAGAAGUCGGGAAAAGUGACGCGAGGAUCGGAGGGAUGCUCGACAGCCUGUUUAAGAAGGCGAGUCGAGAGGAACUUGGUACACUGUACAGCCUUAUAUACAGCGGCAAGAACUCGACUCGAGAUGAAAGCUUAUUGACGCGGCUUCUUAAAGAAAAGAUUAACGAGCGCCCGGGAUAGAUAAGAUCGCAAGAUCGACUAGUUCUUUCGUUCUUUUUUUGUAAACUUUUGUAUUGAAUUUGUAUAUGCAGAGCUUCAUUGUUAGGACUCCUGCAAUUCUUGCUAUUCCGAUGGUCCGAAAAUCCGAUCUGAACCAACUGCGGCGCGGAGAAAUUCGUUUUUUUUGAUAUAAUGUUGUAGCAGGAUUGAGGAUUCAUCUAAUGUAUUUUUGAGUAUUUUGCUAUUGACAUUCUUAUUGAAUACUGAUUAAAAUAA
This is a messenger RNA of Andrographis paniculata, 3940 nucleotides long. RefSeq names its product putative lysine-specific demethylase JMJ16. The record is from RefSeq and is a predicted model, not a curated record. Gene Ontology annotation, biological process: chromatin remodeling. Gene Ontology annotation, molecular function: histone H3K4me/H3K4me2/H3K4me3 demethylase activity. Gene Ontology annotation, cellular component: nucleus. NCBI's taxonomy places the organism in Eukaryota, Viridiplantae, Streptophyta, Magnoliopsida, Lamiales, Acanthaceae. The transcript is spliced from 13 exons. Bases 347 to 3685 code for a protein of 1112 amino acids.